This is a messenger RNA of Gasterosteus aculeatus aculeatus (three-spined stickleback), 1179 nucleotides long. RefSeq names its product charged multivesicular body protein 5a (gene chmp5a). The record is from RefSeq and is a predicted model, not a curated record. Gene Ontology annotation, cellular component: multivesicular body. Gene Ontology annotation, biological process: late endosome to vacuole transport via multivesicular body sorting pathway; vesicle budding from membrane. NCBI's taxonomy places the organism in Eukaryota, Metazoa, Chordata, Actinopteri, Perciformes, Gasterosteidae.
GCGUCGCUUCCGGGUGUCCUGAAGGGAGAAAUCCUUCUGCAUCUUUUUGUAUAACAGUCACCCCAAAUAAGCCCAAAGGCUACGUGGUAAAAUAACGUUUUAAAAAUGAACAGACUAUUUGGACGCGGAAAACCGAAAACGCCUCCUCCGAAUCUGUCGGACUGCAUCGGCAGCGUCGAUGCGAGAUCAGAGUCCAUAGAAAAGAAGAUCGGCAGACUGGACGCUGAACUCGUGAAGUACAAGGACCAGAUGAAGAAGAUGAGGGAGGGGCCCUCGAAGAACAUGGUGAAACAGAAGGCGAUGAGAGUCCUGAAGCAAAAGAGAAUGUAUGAAGGUCAAAGAGAGCAGCUGGCUCAGCAGUCUUUUAACAUGGAGCAGGCGAACUAUACAAUCCAGACACUAAAGGACACCAAAACAACAGUGGAGGCCAUGAAGAUCGGCGCGAAGGAAAUGAAAAGGGCUUACAAGGACGUCAAGCUGGAUCAGAUUGACGAUUUGCAGGACCAGCUGGAGGACAUGAUGGAGGACGCCGGCGAGGUGCAGGAGGCCUUGAGCCGCAGCUACGGCACUCCAGAGAUAGAUGAGGAUGAUCUGGAAGCAGAGCUGGACGCUCUGGGCGAUGAGCUGCUGCUGGACGACGACAGCUCCUACCUGGACGAGGCCUCGGCUGCCCCGUCCAUCCCUGAGGGAAUCCCUAGUGACAGCAAGACGAACAAGGACGGCGUUUUGGUGGACGAGUUUGGUCUGCCGCAGAUUCCUGCCUCAUAGACGAGGAGCGGAUUGAAAGAACUGCACUUCAACUGAAAACACUUUUAUACGUAGAGUAACAUUUAUACAUGCAGAACCUUUGCCCGAGGACACUUGGGUUUGGAAGCUCGCCUGGUGUCGGGUCGUGUACUGAUACCACUACCGUGCUAGCAUGUGGCCUUGUUACAUACUGAACCUUUUUUAAAAACACUACUUUACUUCACUACAACUUCCCCUUUCCCCCCUUUGUCCCGUCUACCACGUGUCAGUCUCUACCAGUAUUACUAAGUUAAUCUUUAUAUGUCUUACCUGUGUUCUAGUUUCCUGUGUCGUUCAGUCUCUACCAUUUUGUGGAGAUGAUUCUCUUAGAGCCUGUUUAAGUGUCUGCGAGUUAUUUGAAACAUGCAAAAUAAAUUAUGUGGUUUAAAUUAA